Penicillium taxi is the source of this 2538-nucleotide messenger RNA. RefSeq lists its product as uncharacterized. NCBI's taxonomy places the organism in Eukaryota, Fungi, Ascomycota, Eurotiomycetes, Eurotiales, Aspergillaceae. The record is from RefSeq and is a predicted model, not a curated record. The transcript has 4 exons. Bases 1 to 2538 code for a protein of 845 amino acids.
AUGAUCGUUGCACGCCAAUCAUUUAUUCGGCCAUACCUGCUGUCACUUCUAGCUGUGUCGGCGGUAUCUUCCAAGGCCCUCCAUCUACUGCAGCACUUUGGCUCAGUUCCUCAAACGCAGCUUAUUCUGUUCUUCCCAACAUUUUUCAUCCAAGAAGCUUUACUGUUGGGUGCAGUUUGGUUUAUCUUGCAAAGAUCGACAGGAUUACGGUCUACUCUGGCCGUGUCAAUAGCAGCAGUACUCACGCUUUUGACAUUUAUUCUUGCCUCUUCACAAAUUGGGUUCUAUCUUGUAACAGGCAGUGAAGUCCGCUGGGAUGCGGCAACAAGUGUUGGAAAUGACCCAGAAGGGAGAAAGUUGAUGCUCAGCGGACUUAAAUCAUUCCUAGCUGCCGCAGUCGUACUACUUGCUACUUCAUGGGUCGCCACGCCUGGAAUUUGGGUUGUUACCCAUAACUGGGCCUCCAUGACAUUCAUCAAUUCACUCAGUGAAGAAGAAGAAGAGGAACUUCCACUGGCCAAGCUGCAGCGCCGACCCAGGAAGCAGCGCCUUGUUCGGUUCUGGACAAUUGUUGCUGCUCUUGUUACGUUCGUUUUAUGGUUAAUCAGACCGAAUGUGCCAUAUCAUCACAUAUCUGGUGGACUGCCAUUUACUUUUUUCGCCGCGCUAGGGUCAAAGUCAAGUUCGAACCAAGUUCAAGAUCAAGAAUUCCCUCUGCCACAAUCGAUAGGAGAAGAGUACUGGGAGGCUCCCAAUGGUCACUUCAAAGGUUGGGCACCCGGCGUGAAAGAGUUCAAUGAUUUAACUGCCAGGCCGGCCUGGGCAUCUAACUCUUUACCACCUGGGUUCCAGAGAUGGGAACCAGUACCUGAAGCCGAGAGUGACCCAUUUUAUGAAGAAGAUGGAGACGAAGAAAGAACGCCAGAUCAGAAAAAUCACUACAAUCCUGCGAAUGACCCCCUCAGAAUCACUAAUCUCGACCAGAGCAUCGUGGAGCCCCUUUCUCGGGCCCUUAAGGACCAUAAAAUUCCGAUAACUCACGUUGUGUUGGUUAUGAUGGAGAGUGCAAGGAAAGACAUCUUCCCGCUCAAAUCGGGCUCAUCCUUGCAUCGAGAGAUCCUUUCCUCUUACCAUACUCAGAGCACCGGGGUGAUUGAGCAGCUACAAAAGAAACUUUCACUCCUCACACCAGUCGCAGAGCAAUUGACCGGUGAAUCAGGAGGCUUCGCGUCAUAUCGCCAUCUGAAUGACACCGUCUCGUCAUACUGGAAAGAUUCGGCUGAGCCCGGCAUGGGGGGUAUCAACGUGCAAGGAGUUCUCACUGGUAGUAGUCUAUCAUUCAAGAGUGCUGUCAUGAACUAUUGCGGCGUUGGACCCAUCCCCGUCGACUUCAUGGAGGAGGUAAAAUCUGAGAUUUACCAGCCAUGCAUCAUGCAGAUAUUCGAGUUAUUCAAUCAACUCAAACAAAAUGAGACUUUAGACGAAGAGAAAGGGUCUGAUAUGCACAACCGAAAGUGGAAUUCAGUAUUUCUGCAGUCUAUUACUGGACUUUAUGAUAAACAGGAUGUUCUGAAUACCCAUAUGGGAUUCAAAAAGGCAGUGUAUUCGGAACAGAUUAGCGAACGGACAGCAUCAUAUUACCACGAGGGAAUGGAGGAGAUCAACUACUUUGGAUACCCCGAGCGUGAGAUCUAUCCUUACUUGCAAGAUACUAUCAACCACGCAAUCGCCAAUAAUGAAAGAUUGUUUCUAUCACACUUUACGUCCACCACUCAUCACCCGUGGGCAACACCUUCCGGCUUUCACGACGAGGAGUACUUUUCCGAUGACAGCCUGAUGGGGAAACAUGAGGACAUGAACAGUUAUUUGAAUACAGUUCGAUACGUGGAUACGUGGCUUGGCGAUAUCCUCAAGGUAUUAGACGACACAGGUAUCGCCAAUGAGACAUUGGUGGUAUUCAUAGGAGACCAUGGUCAAGCGUUUCCUGAAGAUAGCCCAGUGUCAGGAACCUAUGAAAAUGGCCAUGUUAGCAAUUUCAGAAUUCCUCUUACCUUGCGACAUCCAUUGCUGCCAAAGAUUCAGAUCACAGCCAACGCCAGUUCCAUGUCGGUAGUGCCGACCAUUCUAGACUUGCUAGUUCAGACAAAGUCUUUGAAUGAGAUAGACUCGACUGCUGCACUUGACCUAAUGAAUGAAUAUGAGGGACAAUCUCUCAUCCGUCCAUACAAGGCGACACAUAAUGGCCGACAAGCCUGGAAUUUCGGCAUUAUCAAUGCCGGGGGCACGCUGCUUAGCGUUGGAUCUGCAGCUGUACCAUACAGACUUAUCCUGCCGUUGACGCAGGACUUCGAGUAUGUAUUUUCCAAUCUGGAUACAGACCCAGAUGAGCAGAAUCCAUUGCGAGGGUGGUCAGUCGAGGAGAUAUCCUCACGCGUGCAGGCGCAUCAUGGAGACAAAGCUGUACAGUGGUUGGUUGAUGCAGGCGAGGUGGGUCGAUGGUGGGUGCAGGAACGCAAGAGGCUGUGGAAUUACUCCUAG